Messenger RNA from Phialemonium atrogriseum, 1593 nucleotides. RefSeq lists its product as uncharacterized. The coding region runs from base 208 to 1593 and encodes 461 amino acids. The transcript has a single exon. Lineage: Eukaryota; Fungi; Ascomycota; Sordariomycetes; Cephalothecales; Cephalothecaceae. The record is from RefSeq and is a predicted model, not a curated record. Gene Ontology annotation, molecular function: cellulose binding. Gene Ontology annotation, biological process: carbohydrate metabolic process. Gene Ontology annotation, cellular component: extracellular region.
UCCUUUGACCGUGAGCUCAGGACUUGUAUGUCAAGUGUCAUCGUGGAUUGUCUUGGCUCCAAUUGCAGAUGGACAAACCCAAUUCUAACUGGGGGAGUGGAGGGGCUCGAACCGAGGAGCUAGAUACCAGGUAUAAAACAAUCCCAUUCCCCCGUCCGAGCCAACCCCAAGCCGACAAGGGAUAAUCCAACUCGUCAAGAUUUCACGAUGCCCCAUCUGACUGCAGAGCUCAUAGUCCUCGCCCUCGCGGCAUCUGUCCAAGGUCAGCAGACCGUAUGGGGCCAGUGUGGAGGAGAGGGCUGGAAGGGGCCGACGUCCUGCGUGGCCGGGUCUGCCUGUUCGACGCAGAAUGCGUGGUAUGCCCAGUGUCUCCCGGGUGCGCCAACGACUGCCCCUGCUCCAACUACGUCGACGACGUCGCGUACCACUCUCACGACGACGACGACGACGUCGGCCAGGCCUCCCACCAACCCCACGGGCUGCCCCGCCAUCCCGGGAAGCAUUAGCGGAUCCACCUCCACGCUGCCCGACCCCUUCACCUUUGCCGGCGGCUCCAAGGUCACGUCAAAGGCAUCCUGGGCCUGCCGCCAAGCCGAGCUCAGCGCGCUGCUGCAGAAGUACGAGCUCGGCACGCUGCCUCCCAAGCCAUCCAGCAUGAGCGCCUCCUUCUCCGGCUCAUCCCUCUCCAUCACCGUUUCCGAGGGCGGCAAGACGAUUUCCUUCUCGGCGACCAUCAAGAAGCCCUCCUCCGGGUCCGGCCCGUUCCCGGCCAUCAUUGGCGUGGGCGGCAUCUCGAUCCCGGUGCCCAGCAACGUGGCCACCAUCGUCUUCGACAACGACGGCAUGGCCGCCCAGAGGGACGGCUCCAGCCGCGGCAAGGGCAAGUUCUACGACCUGUACGGCAGCGGUCACAGCGCCGGGUCGCUGAUGGCCUGGGCGUGGGGCGUCUCUCGCGUCAUCGACGCCCUCGAGGCGACCCCGGCGGCCGGCAUCGACGUCAGGCGCAUCGGCGUGACGGGGUGCUCUCGCAACGGCAAGGGCGCCAUGGUGGCGGGGGCGUUCGACUCGCGCGUCGCGCUGACCCUGCCGCAGGAGUCGGGCGCCGGGGGCUCGGGCUGCUGGCGUCUCGAGGAGUGGCAGAACAGGAACGGGUACAAUGUCCAGGACGCCAAGCAGAUUGUGGGCGAAAACACGUGGUUCUCCCCCAACUUCAACGCGCAGGUCAACAAUGUCAACGGCCUGCCGUUCGACCACCACUUGCUCGCCGGGCUGGUGGCGCCUCGGCCGAUGUUCGUCAUAGAGAACCCCGACAAUGAGUGGCUCGGCAAGAUCAGCACGUACGGCUGCAUGGGCGCCGCGCGGAAACAGUGGCAGGCUCUCGGGGCGCUGGACUCGUUUGGGUACAGCCAGGUUGGGGGGCACAAUCACUGCUCGUUCCCUAGUGCGCAGCAGGGGGAGCUGAACGCCUUCAUCAACAAGUUCUUGGUUGGCAACGCGAAUGCUGGGACAACAAACGUGUUCAGGACGGAUCAGACCUAUAACGGCUUCAGCAUCGAUUCUUGGUGUCCUUGGACGGUCCCGACGCUGUCUUAA